Messenger RNA from Boeremia exigua, 1338 nucleotides. RefSeq lists its product as uncharacterized. The transcript has 2 exons. The coding region runs from base 301 to 1245 and encodes 314 amino acids. Lineage: Eukaryota; Fungi; Ascomycota; Dothideomycetes; Pleosporales; Didymellaceae. Gene Ontology annotation, molecular function: shikimate 3-dehydrogenase (NADP+) activity. Gene Ontology annotation, biological process: chorismate biosynthetic process; shikimate metabolic process. The record is from RefSeq and is a predicted model, not a curated record.
AUUACAAAACAACGUGAAGCGUCCAGUGCUUGCGAGAGCUUGCCUACUGUCUUGGUAUAUAGCUGGGCAAAUCCUUUAUCCGCUGUAUGAAGCUGUCUCCAAACCUCUCCACAACACUCCACAAAGCGUGUGUAUCCGUUGGAAAAGAGAUCCGUUGGGACGUAGAGCAGACCCUUAACAUACCCUGUUUCCAUUCAAAGCUGGCGCUGUCCAUCUGCCACUCUCUCAUCGUAAAGACGUCUACCCAAAGCUGAAGCUACACCUACCUCCCGAACAAUUGUAAUCAGUGAACCCAUCGCAAUGUCCUCCACACAACAGACGGAAGUGCCAGACACCUCGAGCGUCGAGCGUCAUGGCUACCUGUUUGGCUACCCGAUCGCCCAUUCCAUGUCACCACUCUUCCACAAUACCGUGUACGCAAAUCUUGGCUUAGACUGGAAUCAAUUCUACCUCGAAUCUAAGGACAUGGAUUUAUUCUUGAAGGUCCGGCAAGAUCCUAAGUUCUACGGUGCAUCAGUAACCAUGCCACAUAAGAUGGCGAUCCUCUCGCACCUUGACGAAAUUACAGAUGAAGGCAGGGAAGUCGGCGCUGUCAACACACUCUUUCUCAAGGAAGACCCAACAACAGGAAAGCGGAUAUUCUGCGGCACAAACACUGAUGUCGUUGGCGUACGAGAUGCUUUCGUCUACAACGUCAAAGACGCCGCGGCAGUCUACGAGAACCGACCGGCCAUGGUAGUCGGAGGCGGUGGUGCGGCCCGAAGCGCGGUCUACGCGCUGAGGAAGUGGAUGAAAGCAAGCAAGAUCUACCUCGUCAACCGAGAUCGCGACGAGGUCAAGGCCGUCAUUGACGAGUGUACGGCGCGAGGCUUUGGCGACUCCCUUAUCGACGUUUCGACCGUUGCGCAGGCUGAACAGCUCGAGGGCGUGGGUGCGAUCGUAGCAUGCGUACCGGACUUCCCGCCCAAAACGCCAGAGGAAAAGGAGGCAAGGGCCGUGCUCGAGACGUUCUUGAACAAACCACACAAGGGAGCUAUCCUGGAGAUGUGCUACCACCCGUCGCCAUGGACAGAGAUUGCGGGCAUCAGCGAGAAGGCUGGUUGGCAGCUCAUCUUGGGCACUGAAGCUAUGAUCUAUCAGGGUCUGGAGCAGGACAGGUACUGGACAGGAAAGCCAGUGUCCGAGCUGCCAAAAGCUCAAGUUCAGGCGGUUAUCGCGGCUAAGCUGGCUGAGGCGCACCAUUAGCUGCGGGGUAUAAAAGUACUGCUUCCAGUCUUCGUUCUUGUAUGGGAUCUUUAUAGACUUCUUAUAUGCUGUAACGCCGAAUUUCAUGAUAAC